GCAGGCAGGCAUGUGGGAGGGAUCAGCAGGCGGAACGAGGCAAAACCCUAAACAGUCCCCCCAUUCCCACAUUUACAGCUCCAACUCUCUGUCCUGCUGGCUAGAGACGACGGAAACAGAAAAUUUUGGAUUGUUUUAACAUGGCAUCUGUGAAAACUGUGCUUUAUUUGGGAGUCUGUCUGUCUGCUUGGAUCAUCACUUCUGCAGGUGGCAACCUUGUGCCCAAAGCCGAGAAUGUACGCUGGGUGUCUCUGGACUUUAAAACCAUCCUCACUUGGACAGCCAAACCAUCUAACUACAAAUACACUGUCAUGUACUCGCGGGCUGGCGGUGACUGGAUGGACAGUCAGCACUGCAUCCGAGUGUCAGAGUCAGAAUGUGAUCUGACCUUUGACCUAGUACCUUACGACAGGAGCUACACUGCUGAUAUCAAAACAGAGCCUGAGACUUUGGACUAUGACUAUGACCUAGAGGACUUCCCUCACACUGAUGCCCCACCCUUCAACCCCUACAGAGAGAGUAACAUCAGUGCUGUGAACUUCACUGUACAAGCUGUGGAUGAGAAAGUCAUGGUCCACAUCAUAGAUCCUCUGACCAGUAUUCAUCAGACUGACAAGCAGCUCAGCAUCAGAGACAUUCUCAAAAAGGACCUCAAGUAUAAGAUCAGCUACUACAAGGCUGGAAGUACAGGCAAGAGAGACAUCAUAUCUGACUCCAAUACAGCAGAGGUGUCGGGGCUGGACGCAGGACAGAGUUAUUGCUUCAUGGUGGCAGCUUUCAUCCCCUCCAGAGCCAAAGGCACCCAGCAGGGAGCCUGGGGCAUACAGCAGUGUACACCUGGAGAACCUAACAUUGUGCAAGACUUAAGCCUUGGAGCGUGGGUCGGUAUAGUCUUCAUCAUGCUCACAGUCCUCAUCAUCAUCAUCACAGUGACAGUCCUCUGCUGCAAAUGCUGCCGACAAAAGAACCCAUCUCAGUCAUCAGCACCUGUUUAGUGUGUGUGUGUGUGUGUGUGUGUGUAGGUGUCUUUCAAGCACAGAGAGCUGGUCUCUCUUCAGUUUUCUAUCUCCUCUUUGUUUCUAGGAAAACAUCCUUUUACAUUGCUAGGUUGUGUGUUUACAGUAUAAUGUAGUUUGCAUUUUUUAUUUUUUGUUUUCAUUUACAUGAAUGUGAACAUAUGCAACUUGUUCCAACAAUGCAACUGUGUUAAGGUCAAACUAUCUGCAUUUUAAGCACCACCUGUGCAUUUCUUGCAUUCAUCCUGUGUGUGUGAUCAUUUGUACAUCAAGAAUCAUGUACGGCUUGGCUUUAGAAUAUCAAACGCUAACCACAGCAACAGUUCACAUUAGAAGAGUUGUGUCAGAAGCUCGUUUAGAAGAUCUAAACUAUGAUUUGUCUACCUGUUAGAUUGUAUGAGUGCAGACUAAAUGUAUAACAUUCCCUGACAACUUUAUUCCCAAGUCUUAUCUAUCCUCUUUUUUAACUCAUUAUUACAACCCAGUUGGGCUCACACUGUCUCCUUUAAACUUAUUUUUCAUGAUUUAUUCUUUGUAUUAAGCUUUCCCUAAAAGUUUUGUCAGACACAAAUCACUACUAACAGUACAGUAAACCAUGCUCUAUAGUGGCACCUAGUGGCUGUACCAUGAAACUACAAUAACAUUAGCAAACUCAUCUCUUAAAAACCAUAUUCAUCUAUUGUCUUAUGUGUAAUUCAGACUCUUCAUUCUUUUGUUUUUAAUGUCAGAAAAGAAACUUUUGUUGAUCAAAAGGAUGGAAAAGCAAUAAAACAAUAAAAAUGGCAAAGCAACAAGA
Messenger RNA from Epinephelus lanceolatus (giant grouper), 1812 nucleotides. Its product is annotated as tissue factor-like. Gene Ontology annotation, biological process: blood coagulation; cytokine-mediated signaling pathway. Gene Ontology annotation, cellular component: plasma membrane. The record is from RefSeq and is a predicted model, not a curated record. Gene Ontology annotation, molecular function: cytokine receptor activity; protein binding. NCBI's taxonomy places the organism in Eukaryota, Metazoa, Chordata, Actinopteri, Perciformes, Serranidae.